Messenger RNA from Thermochaetoides thermophila DSM 1495, 912 nucleotides. RefSeq lists its product as uncharacterized. The coding region runs from base 1 to 912 and encodes 303 amino acids. Gene Ontology annotation, cellular component: endoplasmic reticulum. Gene Ontology annotation, molecular function: mannosyltransferase activity. The record is from RefSeq and is a predicted model, not a curated record. The transcript has 2 exons. Lineage: Eukaryota; Fungi; Ascomycota; Sordariomycetes; Sordariales; Chaetomiaceae.
AUGCCCUUCAUCUUAUUCGCCCCAUUCAAAGUCAUCUACCAGAUCGCUCAUCUUGCCCGGUUACUCGCAUAUACCCUUCCUCCAGCCCAAUGGAUUUUGGUCCAGAACCCACCAUCCAUCCCAGCUCUCGCCAUCUCCAGCCUGCUGCGCAAUCCUCCCUACAGCAUCAGCCAGCCCAUGUUGGUUGUUCAUGACCGUCCUGCUGCCAUAUUCCAGCCCCUCCUCAGCAAUACCCCUCUGUCGACGAAGGAAGAGAUCCUGAGCAGAGUCGUCCCAGACUCAGAAAAGCCGCUCAUCCCAUCUAUUAUUACCGGAAAAACACGUUUGAUCGUCAGCAGCACAAGUUGGACGCCUGACGAAGACUUCUCGUUGCUGCUAGAUGCCCUACUGCGUUACGCAGCAGCCACCACGACAUCCCGCCAGAUCGAUCCGCCAACCCCCCCACCUUUGCUUGCAAUAAUCACCGGCAAGGGUCCCCAGAAAGCCCACUAUGUAUCUCGAAUUGCUGACUUGACCCGCGAGGGUCGGCUUCCUAAUGUGCGCGUUGCAACUGCAUUCCUCCCCUUCGAGGACUAUGCUGCCCUAUUGGCUGUCGCCGACCUGGGCGUGUGUCUCCACAGGAGCAGCUCUGGCGUGGACUUACCCAUGAAAGUCGUCGACAUGUUCGGAGCGGGUCUUCCCGUAGCUGCAUAUUGUGGCUAUGAGAGCUUCAGUGAAUUGGUGAAAGACGGGGAAAAUGGGGAGGGGUUUGAGACGGCGGACGAGCUAGCGGAGAUUCUCAAAAGACUUCUGAGUGAGAAUGGGAGCGCGCAACUGGAAAAGUUGCGUAAAGGGGCCGUAAUAGAAGGGAGCAGGAGAUGGGAUGAGGAGUGGGAUUCCAAAGUUGGGAUGGUGCUGGGGUUGGUGUCAUAA